This is a messenger RNA of Parnassius mnemosyne (clouded apollo), 2826 nucleotides long. Lineage: Eukaryota; Metazoa; Arthropoda; Insecta; Lepidoptera; Papilionidae. The record is from the annotation of a GenBank genome assembly.
AUGGAUAAAAGUCUCAACUGUAAGUUAGUCAGCUUCAAUUGUAGAAGUAUAAAACGCUCAGUUGACGAUGUCAGGUUUUUGUGUCAGUCGGCGAGUGUGAUAGCACUUCAAGAAACUUGGUUAUUUGGACACGAUAUUCAGUUUCUUAGCGGGAUUGAUAAGCGUUUCGGCAGCACGGGCACAUCUGCAAUGGAUUCGGCGGCGGGCAUGGUUUCUGGCCGGCCUUAUGGGGGCGUUGGGCUGCUUUGGAACAAAAGUGUUUUCCAAAAUGUGUCGGUCAUGUAUUGUGAUAAUCCACGAAUAUGUGGCAUACAAAUAGUGCUGGGCGAUAGGUCCAUUUUAGUAUUUAGUGUGUACAUGCCUACAGAUAAAAUGGUAAAUCUUACGGAAUUUACUGAUUGCCUCAGUUCGGUGAAUGCUAUUAUUAAUAGUAGUAGUGUAGAAUCUGUAUACAUCCUUGGUGACUUUAACGCCCAUCCGAAUGAGCGGUUUUAUGACGAGUUGAUGUGUUUUUGUGACGAACAAGAGUGGUCAUGUGUAGAUGUACAGCUGCUAGGUGUAAGUUCGGGCACACACACUUUUGUAAGUGAAGUCCACGGGUCGAGAAGGUGGCUUGAUCACUGUGUGGCGACGAAAUCUGCUGUAUCGUCUAUUUUAAAUGUUUAUGUUAAUUAUGAUGUCUACUGGUCUGACCAUUAUCCUUUAGUUAUUGAAUGCAACUUGGAUAUUGUCAAACCAAAGUUGAAUUUUGUAUGUAAAGUUACAAACGAGAUUCUAUGGGGAGAUAGAAAGCCGGAGGAGAUCGGGAUAUAUACAAAAUUAUGUAAUGAAAAAUUAAGAGCCUUCGAUUUUCCCGAAGAAUUUCUUUCUUGUAGUGAUUGUGUUUGUAAGUGCAUUGAUCACAAAUUACUUAUCGAUAAAUUAUAUAGCGAAAUUGUAAACGCUUUAUCUGUGGCUGCCACUGAAUCCAACACUGUAAGAUCGCGCAUUGGCAAGCGGCCUGUGGUUGGGUGGAACAGAUAUGUACGCGAUGCCCACAGGGAGGCCAGGUCGAAGUUUUUAAUGUGGGUUUGGUGGGGAAAGCCAAAAAAUGGUAGUAUAUAUGAGGAAAUGCACGGGAGUCGUAGUUUGUUUAAGUCGCGCUUAAAGUGGUGUCAGAACCACAGUGAACAAAUAAAAAUGGACAUCUUGGCUACUCAGCACGCGAAAAAUGAUUUUCGUAAUUUUUGGAAAUCGACCAAUAAUUUAAAUAGUAAACCUGGCCUACCAGUGAGCGUUAAUGGUAUUAAUGAUCAUGGUCUUAUAGCGAAUAUGUUUAGAGAGCAUUUUACAGUGACAUCACCGUUGGGGCCAUCACAGGCCAUAGGAGAUUGGGGUACGUGUGGCCAGGAGAUUGGAAUCCGAUUUACAGCGAAGGAUGUCAAUAAGGCUAUAGGUUCUAUGUCGCGUGGCAAGUCUCCUGGCCAUGACAGACUUAGUAUUGAACACCUAAAGCAUGCGGGUCCUCACUUACCUAGGGUACUUGCCAUGUUUUAUAACUUAUGUAUAGCGCAUUCGUACUUGCCCGCGGCUCUGAUGAGAACUGUGGUGGUGCCAAUUGUGAAGAACAAAACUGGGGACAUAUCUGAUAAGUCCAACUACAGGCCUAUCUCACUUGCCACGAUUGUUGCGAAAGUGCUUGACAGUUUGCUUAACGCCCAGCUUGAUAAACACUUAUGCCUACACGACAAUCAGUUUGGCUUCAGGCCCGGUUUGUCAACAGAGUCGGCCAUAUUAUGUUUGAAGCAAACUGUGAAGUACUAUUCGGUUAGACGAACGCCUAUUUAUGCCUGUUUUCUGGACCUUAGCAAGGCGUUCGAUCUGGUGAAUUAUGAGAUCCUAUGGCAGAAAUUGAAAGAUACUGGACUGCCUGAAGAAGUUACUAGGAUCUUCAAAUUUUGGUAUCGAAACCAGGUCAAUGUAGUGCGAUGGUCGGAAACCUAUUCGCAGCCAUAUAGGCUGGAGUGUGGGGUACGACAGGGGGGCUUAACUUCCCCUAAGCUCUUCAACCUUUAUGUGAAUGCACUGAUAGAGUUGCUUAGCACCACUCAUGUCGGUUGUCAUAUUGACGAAGUAUGCCUCAACAACGUCAGUUACGCAGACGACAUGGUGUUGCUGAGUGCUUCUGUUUGUGGCUUGGCAAAAUUGUUGAGCAUAUGUGAAAGCUACGCCCGCAGUCACGGAUUGAUUUAUAACGUUAAUAAAAGCGAAUGCAUGGUCUUUCAGGCUAAAGGGAAAGCCUUGCCCUCAUAUAUACCACCCAUUAAGUUAUACGGUACCCCGUUAAGAAGGGUGUCUCAGUUUAAGUACCUGGGUCAUAUGGUGUCCUUUGACCUGAAAGACGAUGCUGAUAUAGAGAGAGAGCGCAGGGCAUUGUCUGUUAGAGCGAACAUGAUCGCUCGCAGGUUUGCUCGUUGUUCGGUCCCUGUAAAAGUAACGCUAUUCAGAGCUUACUGCACGUCCUUUUACACGAGCAGUCUGUGGGUGGACUACACGCAGAAACAGUACAAUGCCCUGCGUGUUCAAUACAAUAAUGCAUUCAGGAUGCUAUUGGGUCUGCCUCGUUACUGUAGUGCAUCGGGUAUGUUCGCAGAUGCGCGUGUGGAUUGUUUCUACACCACCAUGCGUAAACGAUGCACAUCCCUGGUGCGCAGGGUGCGGGACAGUUCGAAUGGCAUCCUGAGAGCAUUUUCUGACAGGUUUGAUUGUCAGUACCUGAACCAUUGUCAUAUGGUGCACGUGCUGACUAAUCGGGCCUGUCUUAGAUAUAGUUUUAGAAUUAGGUAA